AUGGCUGGCGAUGUUUCUGAACUGGCAGCUGCUGAACAAGGCAAGUCAUUCUUCGUCAUGGUGCCAACAGACCAAGGCCCAGCUUGCACUUUUGAGGAAUCUCAGUAUUUUUAUGACCUAACAACUACCAUCGACUACAUCGUUCCAAAGACCUCUUGUCUAACUUUCAUCCUCAAAACGAUCGGAACGGGUAAAUGGUUCCGUGACGAGCCUCAGUAUCGGAAUUGGGAGAAGUCAUACAACGGCCUCCUCUGGGUCAAUGGAAUACAAUUUGUCCAGAGCAUGCUGUCCAGGCGCGCAGCACUCUCUUCCUACGCCGAGAGACGAAAACAGAUGAUGGAUGUUUUCACAUACACCAUAGCCAAGGUCGGCGCGGUAGUUCUCCUCGUGGAUGGGCUUGACGAAAUCCCACGAGACCUCCAAGAGGAUGUCGUCAAGAGUCUGAAAGAAGUUCAGCAGAGCAGCAAAAAAUGCCGGCUAUUGAUAACCUCCCGUCCGUACACGAGCAUCAAAGAGCUGUUCCAGACGGACCCACCUCAAGCAAAGUUUACGCUCAAGGCACAGACUAUAGACGUCGAUCUAUACGUACGCGACCGCAUCUCGAGAAAGGGUUGGGACCGUGAAAAGAACAAGGCCGAGCUUGUUCACAACAUCAUCAAAAGGCUGAUUCGAAAGCUGCCAGAUGAAGCGGCAAAAGCCUACGACCGAGGGUUGAAGCGCCUUGCCCAGGAAUUUGCCAGCUCAAAGCAAAAAGAUGGCCUACCGUGCCAGGCUAUUCAAGCACUCUUUUGGGUUGCGUACGCGAAAAGCCCAAUGACAGAGAAACAACUGAGGCAGGCAUUGGCCAUCGAGGAGGGAGACGCUGAUUACGACCCGACGAGAGAAAUAUGGGAUGAAACAGGCAUCGAGGCCCUUUGCGGAGACCUGGUCGUUGUCGAUCGCCGCAAUGGAGAAGUCCGAGUCGCGCACAAGACUAUCACCGAGCACUUACUUCUUGAAACAACCAAAAGGGACUGGUUCCCGACCAUCCGGGAACAUAUACCAAGUAGGCUCCUGCAAUUCCUCCAAUUCGACUGCCUGAAGAGACCUCUUGAGGACGCCUCAAAGUACAUGGGCCGCUAUCCGUUAUGUUCAUACGCGUUGGAUCACUGGGGAAGCGGCCUGAAUGCGAUACUGAAGCCGGGAACUUCUCUCUGGGCGACGACUGAAGACUUUUUGAAGAAGGCACACUCUCAGAUAUGGAAUGACCAUGUCAGAGACCUGGCGGUAAAGUCAUUGGUCUCCAAAGCCCGAGAGCACGACGAGUGGGACAAUUGGAAAGUGGUAAGGCAUGUUGUUACUCCAGGCCCAAUAACUGGGCUGCAUUGGGCAGUUCUAUUCAACCUCCAAGCGUUCGUCCCUAUUCUGAGCGAACACGAGAGGAAGCGGCCCAUCACAGAUCCGAUACCGACCACACCCUUGGGGCUCGCGGGUGCCUUUAGACGAGCAAGUCGAGAAGACAUGGCGCGAAAACUCCUCGAAAACGGAGCCGAGGUCAACGCUACUCGAGCAGCUGGUCGAGUCGUGCGGCCACCACUGUACAAUGCUGUCUACUAUUGCAGCGCCGAAGUUGUCAAGAUCCUCCUUGAAGCAAGUGCAGACAUGACCCUCAGGCGGGAUGACAACGAUAAAUCGCCACUUGACCUCGCCUACGUGCUAGGUUGCCUGGACAUUGCACGACUCCUCGUUUCUCACAUCUCUGGACAUGCCCCAACGAAGGCGCAAGAAAUGCAAUCUCUCGUCCGAGGGGGAUUUGCCGACGAACUGCAACGAGCUAUCAGCGAGGGUCUGGAUGUGAAUCAUCCAUGCGAGAAUGGAAAGAUGGCCCUUGAUUAUGCUCGAGGACUCGGCGAUGACACGAUCACGGGUAUCCUGGUUGCCAACCAGGCUACGUGGGAGGAAUCCGAUUGUGCUCGGCUGGAGUACGGAAACUCACCGUCGUCCAUGCUGCUGCUCGAAGUAGCAGUCAAGAAGCAUGUCAAGCUUCCAAUACGAAGCAUCGUAUUUGAGACAGUGUCACGGGACCAAGGCUGGAGCAGUUUUCCAAGCGAACAAGGGACGUAUAUUGGCUCUACCACCAUUCACGUCUCCCUCAAACAGCCGGGUGAGGACUCCCCAAGCUUCGUGCUCCAGCACAACGUGAAUGCCCAUGACAUGUUUAAGCUGCAUACAAACAUCUGGAAUCUGAGCGAGCUUAAAGCCUCGUCCCCACGGAGGGCGGAGCUUAUUGAAAACAUCCGACACGGCAGCGUAAUACAGGUCUCGGCUCAUAUGUAUGGGGCCAAAGUUUGA
Molecule: messenger RNA, 2331 nt
Organism: Cryphonectria parasitica EP155
Lineage: Eukaryota; Fungi; Ascomycota; Sordariomycetes; Diaporthales; Cryphonectriaceae
Product: ankyrin
Exons: 6
Coding region: 1-2331 (776 amino acids)
Source: RefSeq, a predicted model, not a curated record